Messenger RNA from Dovyalis caffra, 3039 nucleotides. The record is from the annotation of a GenBank genome assembly. NCBI's taxonomy places the organism in Eukaryota, Viridiplantae, Streptophyta, Magnoliopsida, Malpighiales, Salicaceae.
AUGUCUGGAACUGGAAUGUUGUGGAGAUGGAGGAAAGUCAAAGACGCAACAAAACCUCUGUUGCUCGUCACUUCCCGCUUCCGGUCUUCACGAGCAAUCUCCACGCACUUUAACUACUUAAACAUCGGCUGUAACCGUCGGAAGGAAUCUUUAAUCGGAAUCCAAGAGCGUUACAAGUGGGGGAAUUCUAAGGACGACAACAACAACAACAACAACAACGUCACCAAUGUUCGCAAAAUUAGGGCAGAAGCCAAUUGUCCGAGGUGCUCUAAACACAUGGAUGUGCUCUUCUCGAAUCGGAGUUUCCUAUUUAGUAAUAACUCUAAUCUUGAUCGUCAUCCUUAUUUGAAUCAUCUCAACAACAACAAUAAUAAUAGUAGUAAUUCUAGUACUGCUGAUAGUGGCGAUUGUAAUGGAAAUGGGCAGAAUAAUACUAAUAAUUAUCAGGCUGUGAAUUUCUGUCCGAAUUGUAAGACAGCCUAUUAUUUCAGGCCGAAUAAGAUUGCGCCGUUACAGGGUAGUUUUGUUGAGAUUGGUAGGAUUGGUAAUAAGGGGAAUGGGAGAAAUGGGAAGAAGGGAAGUAAGGAAGAGAGUCAUGGUGGUGGUGAAGAGGGGGAGGAUUAUGCAAAUGUUACCUAUAGUAUUAAUAAGAGGUUAAGGGCGUCAUUUUGGGAGACGUUGAGGUCAUAUGGAGGGGAUCCGCCGGAGAAUUGGCCACCGGGGAUUCCUCCUCCGUCGCCACCACCGGGUGAGAAUGGGCUGGCUGUGCAUACACCUCCUGGUCCGCCAUUUGCUCCGGGGGUUAAUGUGGUUAGGGCUGCUGGGCCAGGCAGAGAAAAGAGUGGUGGUGGUGGUGGUGGUGGGAAUGGAGCUGGUGAGAAGAAUGGUGCUGGAUGGGGUGGGUCGAAUUUGGGGAAGGAAUUUCCGACGCCAAAGGAGAUUUGCAAAGGUCUUGAUAAGUUUGUUAUUGGACAAGACAGAUCAAAAAAGCAUGUGUUUGUUGAUUAUGGUUUAUCAUUGUAUGCCAAAGAUGCCUUGCUUCAUAUUGUAGAUAUCAAAUGGUUCUGGUUUGGGGCACUGAGUGAUAAACCAUCAGAUAUUUACUCAGAUUACAAUGUCCUUUCUGUGGCUGUCUACAACCAUUAUAAGAGGAUUUACCAUGCCUCCUUACGGAAAGGGUCAGGAGCAGAAUCAGGAACUUCGGAGGCUAUAGAUGAUGACGAUAAUGUUGAGCUAGAAAAAAGCAAUGUACUCUUGAUGGGCCCAACUGGUUCAGGGAAGACAUUGUUGGCAAAAACACUAGCACGCUUUGUGAAUGUGCCAUUUGUGAUUGCUGAUGCGACAACGCUAACUCAGGCAAGCCUACUUUGCAUUCAUAUUGCUACAAGACUGAAAAUACCUCGUGCGGAAUUUAAUGUGCAAGCAGCACAACAAGGAAUGAUCUACAUUGAUGAAGUUGAUAAGAUAACAAAGAAGUCUGAGAGCUUAAACAUAAGCAGAGAUGUUUCUGGUGAGGGUGUCCAACAGGCAUUAUUGAAAAUGCUGGAAGGAACUAAGUUAUGGUUGAUUUUGGGUGUAGCUGAAGAGAUGGUUUGUACUUUAGGGAGCUAUUCUAAGGGGGAUGUUUCCUGUAUAGCAGUUAUCUGCAAACUACAGAUAGUAAAUGUUCCUGAGAAGGGGGCAAGGAAGCAUCCUCGGGGUGAUAAUAUACAGAUAGAUACAAAAAAUAUCCUCUUUAUAUGUGGUGGAGCUUUUGUUGAUCUUGAAAAGACCAUUUCAGAGAGGAGGCAAGAUUCAUCAAUUGGAUUUGGAGCACCUGUUCGUGCUAAUAUGAGAGGAGGUGGAGUUACCAAUGCUGCAGUCACUUCGUCUUUGCUAGAAUCCGUUGAGAGUGCUGAUCUUAUUGCGUAUGGCCUUAUACCAGAGUUUAUUGGACGUUUUCCAAUAUUAGUUAGUUUGGCAGCUCUAACUGAGGAUCAACUUGUUCGGGUUCUCAUGGAUCCAAGAAAUGCUCUUGGUAAGCAGUACAAGAAAUUGUUUAGCAUGAAUAACGUGAAGCUACAUUUCACUGAAAAAGCACUAAGACUAAUUGCCAAAAAGGCAAUGGCUAAGAAUACUGGUGCCAGGGGUUUAAGAUCCAUACUUGAAAGCAUACUAACUGAAGCUAUGUAUGAGAUUCCAGAUGUUAAAACAGGAAGCGAUAGAGUAGAUGCUGUUGUAAUCGAUGAGGAGUCUGUAGGUUCGGUAAAUGCUCCUGGAAGUGGUGGGAAAAUUCUGCGUGGAGAUGGUGCUUUGGAGCAUUUCCUAGCAGAAUAUAAGUUAAAGAAUUCAGUGGACGCUGUUGACGCAGCUGAUGGGGAGUUGCAGGAGGCUGAAUCAGAGCGAACAUGUGGAUAUGUAAGGUUGGAUUUCUGUAAUGUUUCUAUCUUCAGCAGCUGUGCUUGGCCACAGAAGAAGAUUUUAAAGGUGCCUAAUUCCCUAAUCAAGCCAGCCAAAAACGAGUCCUAUUCUAGAUUAGGUUAUCAAACGCCUAACAUGUGGAGGGAUGACUUCUAUCUUACACUGCUUAGCAACAAGUGGGUAGAGAGUUGUAAGCCAAGACCCCCACCUGAAUCUACUAACAAUAAGAAUAUUGCUGCGGAUAAUAAAGAAGCUGCCAAUGGUGGUAAUAAUGUUAUUGCAGCACAAACUUUCACUUUCCGGGAGCUGGCCACGCUACAAAGAAUUUCCGAUAGGAAUGUUGUGGCUGUGAAGCAACUUGAUAGGAAUGGUUUGCAAGGUAACAGAGAGUUUCUUGUUGAGGUGUUGAUGAUGAGUCUAUUGCACCAUCAGAAUCUAGUAAAUCUUAUUGGAUGUUGCGCUGAUGGAGAUCAAAGACUUCUGGUGGAGAACGUGCCAAUGGAAUCCCUUGAAGACCAUCUAUCAGAUAUUGCACCAGAGCAAAAGCCAUUAGAUUGGUUCUCAAGAAUGAAGAUAGCAUUAGGAGCUGCUUUAAAAUACUUGCACGAUAAUGCAAAAUCUUCCAGUCAUAUAUCUUGA